AUGGUGGCUGAGGUCAGCUUCCUUGAAGUUGCAACAACUCUUCCAUUCAAACAUGAAUUGGCGAAGAUCCACAUUGAACAAACCAAAUAUGUUGCAUUCUGGAUUUCUAUGGCUUAUGUUGUUGUGAUCUUCUCAACCAAAGCUUUCAUGGCCAAUCGAAAACCAUUUGAUGUAAGUUUUUAGACAGGAGAACAGAAUAUUUAUAUAUAUAUAUAUAUAUAUAUAUUAUAAGUUUGCAGCUCACUGGCCCAUUGAAUUUGUGGAAUGCCUGGCUUGCAAUCUUCUCAACACUUGGUUCAAUUGCCACAUCAAUCGGACUUUUGCAUGAAAUCUUUUCCCGAGGAUUCACAGCAUCUUACAUUCAUAUUGGUGACUUUUACAAUGGCACAUCAGGAUUGUUCACCUGGCUUUUUGUUCUCUCAAAAGUUGCUGAAUUCGGAGACACGAUGUUUAUUGUUCUUCGCAAAAAGCCUUUGAUGUUCCUUCAUUGGUAUCAUCACGUUCUUACAAUGAAUUACGCUUUCAUCACUUUCAAAGACAAUCUUGGAUUUAAUGUUUGGAUUACAUGGAUGAAUUUCACAGUUCACUCAAUCAUGUAUGGUUAUUAUAUGUUGAGAUCUUUCGGUGUCAAAGUUCCAGCCUGGAUUGCGAAGAAUAUCACAACAAUGCAAAUCUUACAAUUCGUUAUUACCCACUUUAUUUUGUUCCAUGUUGGAUAUCUCGCAGCAACUGGUGCUCCAGUUGAUUCAACUCCAACAUUCUAUUGGUUCUGUUUAUUGAUGGAGAUCUCGUAUGUCGUACUCUUCGGCAACUUCUACUAUCAAUCAUACAUCAAGGGUGGUGGCAAGAAGUUCAACGCUGAGAAAAAAGAGAAAAAGGAGCAUUAG
Messenger RNA from Caenorhabditis angaria, 887 nucleotides. Lineage: Eukaryota; Metazoa; Nematoda; Chromadorea; Rhabditida; Rhabditidae. The record is from the annotation of a GenBank genome assembly.